Molecule: messenger RNA, 5982 nt
Organism: Entelurus aequoreus (snake pipefish)
Lineage: Eukaryota; Metazoa; Chordata; Actinopteri; Syngnathiformes; Syngnathidae
Product: soluble guanylate cyclase 88E-like
Exons: 16
Coding region: 14-2755 (913 amino acids)
Biological process (GO): response to oxygen levels; nitric oxide-cGMP-mediated signaling; cGMP biosynthetic process
Cellular component (GO): guanylate cyclase complex, soluble
Molecular function (GO): heme binding; oxygen sensor activity; guanylate cyclase activity
Source: RefSeq, a predicted model, not a curated record
UGAGCUGGGGUCCAUGUUGAGGUUGAGCUCCAGACGACACAACACUUUGAAGACCUUUGCUGGUACCGCACUUUUGGCUCUCCGCCUGGUUCUGACCUGCCGGGUGCUGCCGGGGACAUUCGGAUCCGUGGCCGCCUGCCCACUCAGUCAGUUCCUGUUGGGUUCUUCUUCUUCUUUGAAUGGAGCUGCUGUCCUGAAGAGGCUGGCUGAGGUUUUCAUGAGGUUGAGCAGCACUGAGGUGAGCUCCCGUCUGGUCCACUCUGACAAGAAGAACCUCUCCUCAGCUGAGCAGUUAAAUCGGGCAGCACCGAGCCCUGUGAAGAUGUACGGCCUGUACUUGGAGGCGGUCAACGACUACAUCAACGAGUCCUACGGCGAGGACGUGUGGCGGCUGAUUGAGAACCGAGCCGAGAUCCCUCACCUGAAGUUUGUCAGGCAUCAGAUGUACAAUGACAACCUGAUCCUGCGUCUAGCGAAGGCCGCGGGUGAAGUGUUGGGAAAAACCCACGAUGAGCUGAUGUACGCCUUCGGAGUCUACAUGGUGAAGAGGAUCGGGAACUACGGCUAUGAGCGGAUCCUGAAGGUUUUGGGACGAAACGUCCGCGACUUCAUCAACGAACUGGACAACCUGCACGAGUACUUCCGCUUCUCCUUCCCCAAAGUUCAGCCGCCGAGCUUCUGCGUGGAGGAGGAGUGCGAGACCAGCCUGACGCUGCACUACCGCAGCACCCGCAAAGGCUUCACGCAGUUUGUCAAAGGCCAACUCUCCCAGGUGGGCCGCCAGUUCUACAACACAGAUAUCGAAGUGGAGAUCUUAUCCAAAGAGGAGACAGAAAAGAUGACAUACGUGGUCUAUAAGAUGAACUUUGACAAUGCUGCCUUCAAGCACCGCAUGCCCCAGCAAAAGACGGCACCAAGUUAUGAGAAGCUUCCCAUGAAGCGAGGUAUCUUUUUUGACAUGUUCCCCUUCAGCGUCAUCUUCCGGCGCAACAUGACCAUGUACCGCGUUGGCGACGGCCUCAAAGAGGUCUUCUCUGACCUCCAGGGCAAGAAGGUCAACGAGGAGUUCACUCUGGUCAGGCCGAUGCUGGAGUUCAGUUGGGACAACAUCUACACCCACCUGAACAACGUCUUUGAGCUGAUGUCUGAAGCAGUGGUGGAGAGCAAACAAAAAGUCAACAUUCCUAAACUGAACAAAGAGGAACCCGAAGAAAAAGAGGAGAGCGAGAAAGCAAAAAGGGAAGAAGAAAGAGAAAAAAAGUCAGUCGAGGAGAUAAAGGGCACAGACCAGGAGUACAGUAGCACUCUGACUCAGUACAACAGUUCUGCUAACUCUGGAGGCGAAGACAUCGAGCUGCUGGCUUUCCAGACUGUCACAGGCAAAUGCAGUGAAACCAUCUUCGAAGACAUGCGGGAGCCCCCUAAAAAGCCUCUCCACCUGAAAGGCCAAAUGAAGUAUGUCCCCCAGUGGGACUCUCUCAUCUUCCUGGGGACGCCCAUCAUUGAGACAGUGGAGGACAUGAUCAAGAUGGGCGUCUACGUCAACGAUUUGAAUCUACACGACUCCAGCAGAGAGCUGAUCCUGGCUGGGACGCAGCAGUCAGCUGAGCUGCAGCUGGCCCUGGACCAGGAACAACAAAAGUACGCUCAGCUGCAGGAAAUCAUAAAGAAGCUGGAUGAAGAGAAGAAGAGAGGCGACUCCUUGCUGUACGCCAUGAUCCCUAAGGCUGUAGCCGACCGCCUCAGGAAGGGAAUCACAGCUCUGGAAACAUGUCAGGUCUUCCCCGAUGUGACCAUCCUGUUCAGCGAUGUGGUCAAGUUCAAUGAGAUCUGCAUCCACAUCACGCCCAUGCAGGUGGUGGACAUGCUCAACGAGAUCUACAUUGUCUUUGACACGCUCAGCGAGAAGCACAACGUUUACAAGGUGGAGACGAUUCGUGACGCCUACAUGGUGGUGGCAGGCGUUCCCAACAAGACCACGUUCCAUGCCCAUCACAUCUGUGAUAUGGCCUUGGACAUGCUGAGCUCAAUCGACCACUUGAAGGACCCGUCCACCGGGGACAAUAUUCAGAUCAGAGUGGGGGUCCACUCGGGAAUGGUGGUGGCCGGCGUGGUGGGUCUGAAGAUGCCUCGCUAUUGUCUCUUUGGAGACACCGUGAACACGGCCUCCAGGAUGGAAAGCAAUGGCGUGGGCAUGCAGAUACACAUCAGUCAGACCACCAAAGACCACCUGGAACACGAGCCCUACAGUAUAGAGGAGAGGGGCAAAAUCUUUGUCAAGGGUAAAGGCUACAUGAAGACUUACUGGCUGAAGGGAAAGAAGACUCCAGCUGAGCUGCGUUACAUAAGCGAGCAGAAGGACUUAGAGGACAAAAGUUCAAAUGGCUCCACCAGCACCUGUGCCAAGCGCAGCGACUCCUGUGUCCUCACCAGUGGCGGCGAGGAGCAAGCGGAGGGCAAGACCAGCCCCGGUGACCUCCCUCCGGAUGCCGUGCCACUGCCGGAGGUCGCCACCGAGCCACUCAACACUUCGGACGAGCUUCAGGAAAAAGAGAAAUCCAAAAAGACUAAGAACAACAAAGGAGCCAAGCUGGACGCGGUCCAGGGAAACCCCAUGUCUGAGUUGAUGCCGCCCACCGAUGAGCUGGAGAACCUGGGAGCGUUUCUACAAAACAAGAGGAACAGCUUCAGGCAGCAGUACGCCAAGCUGCCCACCAACUUGCCCAUAAGGAGCGCCUCCUGCACCCUCCUGUGAACCCCCACCAUUACCACCAUGACGUUGACAUCAUGUCAUGACAAAAUGACAUAGCAUCACAACAUCAUGACCCAAGGCACUAUGACGUCAUGAUGUUGUGGUGCCAUGACAUCACAAUAGCGUGGCGCCAUGACAACACAACAUUAUAAUGGUGUGGCGCAACGUAAAUAUAACAUCAGAAUGGUGUGGUGUCAUUAAGUUGUGAUGGUGUGGCGCCAUGACGUCAUGGGAUAAUAAAGGUGUGACGCCAUGACAUCACAAUAGCGUGGCAACCUGACAUCAUAAUGACGCGGCAUCAUGAUUUUGUGACAUAACGAUGUCAUGACAUUAUGACACCAUAAUGGCGUGGUUCCAUCCAUCCAUCCAUCCAUCUAUCCAUUUUCUACCGCUUGUCCUUUGACAUCAUAAUGGUGUGGCACCGUGACAUCACAAUGGCAUGGCAUCAUUACAUCAGAAUGGUGUGGCGCCAUGACAUCAUAAUGACGCGGCAACAGGAUUUUGUGACAUAACGAUGUCAUGACAUUAUGACACCAGAAUGGCAUGGUUCCUUGACAUCAUAAUGGUGUGUCACCAUGACAUCACAAUGGCGUGGCAUCAUUACAUCAUAAUGGCGUGGCGCCAUGACAUCAUAAUGACGUGGUAUCAUGACAUCAUAAUGACGCGGCAUCAUGAUUUCGUGACAUAACAAUGUCAUGACAUUAUGACACCAUAAUGGCGUGGUUCCAUCCAUCCAUCCAUCCAUCUAUCCAUUUUCUACCGCUUGUCCUUUGACAUCAUAAUGGUGUGGCACCGUGACAUCACAAUGGCGUGGCAUCAUUACAUCAUAAUGGUGUGGCGCCAUGACAUCAUAAUGACGCGGCAUCAUGAUUUUGUGACAUAACAAUGUCAUGACAUUAUGACACCAUAAUGGCGUGGUUCCAUCCAUCCAUCUAUCCAUUUUCUACCGCUUGUCCUUUGACAUCAUAAUGGUGUGGCACCGUGACAUCACAAUGGCGUGGCAACAUUACAUCAUAAUGGCGUGGCGCCAUGACAUCAUAAUGACGCGGCAUCAUGAUUUUGUCACAUAACAAUGUCAUGACAUUAUGACACCAUAAUGGCGUGGUGGUUCCAUCCAUCCAUCCAUCUAUCCAUUUUCUACCGCUUGUCCUUUGACAUCAUAAUGGUGUGGCACCGUGACAUCACAAUGGCGUGGCGCCAUGACAUCAUAAUGGCGUGGCAUCCUUACUUUGUGACAUUAUAACGGUGUCAUGACAUUAUGACAUCAUAAUGGCGUGGUUCCUCGACAUCAUAAUGGUGUGGCAUCAUGACAUUAUGACACCAUAAUGGCGUGGUUCCAUCCAUCCAUUUUCUACCGCUUGUCCUUUGACAUCAUAAUGGCGUGGCAUCAUUACAUCAUAAUGGUGUGGCGCCAUGACAUCAUAAUAAUGCGGCAUGAUCAUUUUGUGACAUCAUAACGAUGUCAUGAAGUGAAGUGAAUUAUAUUUAUAUAGCGCUUUUUCUCUAGUGACUCAAAGCGCUUUACAUAGUGAAACCCAAUAUCUAAGUUAGAUUUAAACCAGUGUGGGUGGCACUGGGAGCAGGUGGGUAAAGUGUCUUGCCCAAGGACACAACGGCAGUGACUAGGAUGGCGGAAGCGGGGAUCGAACCUGCAACCCUCAAGUUGCUGGCACGGCCACUCUACCAACCGAGCUAUACCGCCCCACAUGACAUUAUGACACCAUAAUGGCAUGGUUCCUUGACAUCAUAAUGGUGUUGCACCGUGACAUCAUAAUGACGCGGCAUCAUGAUUUUGUGACAUCAUAACGAUGUCAUGACAUUAUGACACCAUGAUGGCGUGGUUCCUUGACAUCAUAAUGGUGUGGCACCGUGACACCACAAUGGCGUGGCAUCAAUACAUCAUAAUGGCGUGGCGCCGUGACAUCAUAAUGGCGUGGCAUCAUCACUUUGUGACAUUAUAACUGUGUCAUGACAUUAUGACACCAUGAUGGCGUGGUUCCUCGACAUCAUAAUGGUGUGGCAUCAUGACAUCAUAAUGGCGUGGUUCCAUCCAUCUAUCCAUUUUCUACCGCUUGUCCUUUGACAUCAUAAUGGUGUGGCACCGUGACAUCACAAUGGCGUGGCAUCAUUACAUCAGAAUGGUGUGGUGCCAUGACAUCAUAAUGAAGCGGCAUCAUGAUUCUGUGACAUCAUAACGAUGUCAUGACAUUAUGACACCAUAAUGGCAUGGUUCCUUGACAUCAUAAUGGUGUGGCACCGUGACACCACAAUGGCGUGGCAUCAUUACAUCAUAAUGGCGAGGCGCCGUGACAUCAUAAUGGCGUGGCAUCAUCACUUUGUGACAUAACGGUGUCAUGACAUUAUGACACCAUGAUGGCGUGGUUCCUCGACAUCAUAUAGGUGUGGCAUCAUGACAUUAUGACACCAUAAUGGCGUGGUUCCAUCCAUCCAUCCAUCAAUUUUCUACCGCUUGUCCCUUGACAUCAUAAAGGUGUGGCACCGUGACAUCAUCAUGACGUUGCAUCAACACUUUGUGACAUCAUAACGAUGUCAUGACGUCAUGACAAUACAAUGGCAUGGUGCCUUGACAUCAUAACGAUGUGGCAUCAUGACAUUAUGACAUCAUAAUAGUGUGGCGCCAUGACAUUCUAGUGGUGUGGCGCCAUGAUAUUAUGACACAAUAGUGGUGUGGUGCCUUGAGAUCAGAAUGGUGUGGCAUCAUAACCUCAUAAUGGCCUGGCAUCAUGACUUUGUCAUAACAAUGUCAUGACAUUAUGACACCUUAAGGGCAUGGUACCUUGACAUCAUAAUGGUGUGGAAUCAUGGCUUCGGGACAUAACGGCGUGGCGCCAUGACAUUAUGAUACCAUAAUGGUGUGGUGCCUUUAGAUAAUAACGGUGUGGCGCCAUGAUAUCAUGACAACAUAAUGGACACAUAUCGGACAACAACAUGACAACCAUUUUGAACCGUGCACAAAAACACAAACUUAUUUCUAGCGUCCCUGAUGCUUUUUGUUUUUUAAGAUUGGAAUUUUCACCUGGGAGAUGAUGACAACAAACGACAGAAUAUUUGGGCAAUAAACACUUUUUAUAUUGUACGAGUAUAGACAUCUUCUGUUUUAUUGAAAGUAGACAUAUUGUUCAUGGUCCAGCGAGUUAUUAAGUAGGAUGACUUGUACGCCUGCAUGUAAGAUAGUGUGUAUUUAUAUAAAGAUGGAUGUACAGCCUUUA